AUGGCAUAUAAUCAAAGUUUCCAUCAACCUGUACAAUCUGGGUUGAUUAGUACAAAUUCAUCAAGUUCAAAUGUUUUAGCUCUGGGUAAUAAUCAAUCUCAAAGAUCUUCAAGAUAUGGUGAAUUAAGUUCAAGUGGUGCUGGUAGUUGGGUGGUUUUUGCACCUUCUGUUGAAGAAGAUGAAGAUGAAGUAUUAUCCACCACAAAUGAAUAUGAUGAUGAUGAAAAAGUUAAUUCAAGUUUGGAUAUUGUAAGUGAACACAGAAAUAAAGAAGAUCAAGAUGAUGACGAUGAUGAUGAUUCAGAUUCCUUGAUAGAUUCAUUAGAUACCGAUGAGGAUCUUAAAUUAUCAUUACCAACUCAUGAUGGAUCUGGGAAUUUUAUGAAUACAUCAUUAAAUAAUCAAGAUGAAGAUCAUUUAGAUAUUUUUAAUAAAGAUUUAUCAAAAGAAGAUUUCAUAACAAAUAGAAUUGAUAAUUGGAGACGUGAACAAGCAAAAAUUUUAAUUGAAGAAUUACAUCAAUCAAAUUCUUCUUCAAAUUCUUUAUUAAAUGAACGUUCUCAUGUUGAUGAAUUAUUAGCUUCAUGGGGUGUUGAUGAUCGUGAUCCAAUUGAUUCAAAUUUAGAUAUUGAUCAUAAAGAGAAAAGAACAACUGAACUACGUACACAACGUAAUACUACUAUAAAAGAUUCUUCAAAACCAUAUAAACAUGGUACAAAAAGAUUCUAUGGUGAUGAUAUAUUUGAAAAUUAUACAGAAUGGGAAGUUAAUAUGAUUAAAAAAGUUGCUAAACAAUUAUCAUCAUCAUUAAUUCGUGAUAAAAGAUCACAAGAAUCAAAUUUUGAAAUUUCAACAGGACUGAAAUCAAGAAGAUCUUCAUUAUUAUCAAAUUUAUCAAAAAAUUCAAUUAAUAAUUAUUUUAUGAAUACUCAAUCUUAUUUUUGGCAAAAAGAUUUAAGUUCUGCACAUUCUUCAAUUUCAACAACUUCAAUUGUGCUUGGUAAUAAUUGGGGUGAUGUUAUGUGA
Messenger RNA from Hansenula ciferrii, 1026 nucleotides. RefSeq names its product Myosin-2 (gene MYO2B). Lineage: Eukaryota; Fungi; Ascomycota; Saccharomycetes; Phaffomycetales; Wickerhamomycetaceae. The record is from RefSeq and is a predicted model, not a curated record. The transcript has a single exon. Bases 1 to 1026 code for a protein of 341 amino acids.